AGUUAAAAAAUCGGAUCCAGAUGGAUAAUCCAAGCAAUGCGACCCGCUCGACCUACGCUCAGCCUAGGGUCGCUGGCUUCUGGCCAUGGACUUCGAACUGCGUAAAGCUAAAACCCUAUCCUCCUUGGCGGCGCCGUUGCCGGACAAAUCUCCGAAGGGAAGUAUCGAUGCUCCCAUCGCCCCUUUUCUGGAUGUGAUCAAUCUCCACUCUUCCUUCUUCACAACCAGCUCCUGCUCCGGCCGAAUCUCUAUCCUCCGCCAACCUGGAGAGAGCCUUAAACCAAACCCUGACGAUGAUAAAAUAAACCCUAGGAGGAGUAAGAAGAAGGCUGGAGGCGGCGGAUGGAUUUUUGUCUCGCACGAACCUGCGGAUCCGGAGGCCGUGGUCGACCUUCUAUUCAAAUCACCAGCAGCGCGGAGUGCAGUGGAGAUGGAAGGAGCCGAAGGCGGUAACUUGGUUUUCAGGUUUGAGCCUCUUAUUGUUGCAGUGGAAUGUAAGGACGUUAUGGCAGCCCAAGAGCUCGUUGCAACUGCAAUCGCCUGUGGCUUCAGGGAAUCCGGUAUUACAAGUAUGCAUAAGCGUGUUAUGGUUUCCAUACGUUGCUCUAUACGAUUGGAGGUGCCUUUAGGUCAGGUUGGCCUGAUAAUGGUAUCACCAGAGUAUGUUCGGUAUUUGACUGGGAUUGCCAAUGAGAAGAUGGAGGCCAAUAGAAGGAGAACAGAUAGUUUCUUUCAUGUUUUACAAGAUAAGGUUCUUCCUGGUUCAGCAAAGACGCUAAUCCACUCUUCUGAAAAGACUCAAGCCCGAGUAGCUGGUGAAAGAAAUUUACUUGAUUUCGAAGCUAACCAGAGGAACGUGGUAUCCAAGAAAUUACAAGCUGAACGUGAGCAGUUGCAGUCUCCUAACCGACAUAAUGUUUUGAAUUCUGUUGAAAAUAAAGAGAUGCCAGGAAUGCACAGAUUAUCUCUUUCCGUUGUUUCAUUGACGAUUCUUGGUGAACCUAUUGAAAAGCUUUUCCUAUGGGGUCAUUCAGCAAAUCCUUUAAUCAAUAACGGAGUUAAAGAAGUUAUCAUCUUUGGCGGGUUUGGUGGUAUUGGUAAUCAUGCACGAAGAAAUUAUACUUUGUUGCUUGAUACACAAUCUGGACACUUGAAGGAAGUUGAUGCUAUUGGAUCUCCAUCACCUCGUGUUGGUCAUACUUCUACAGCAGUGGAAAAUAUUCUCUAUGUGAUCGGAGGCAGGGGGGGUCCAAUGCAAAUUUUUGAUGAUGUUUGGGCUUUUAACACUACUGAAAAAAGAUGGACAUUGCUAGAAUGCAUUGGACAUACCUUUCGUCCUCGGCACCGGCAUGCAACGGCAGCCAUAGGCGCAAAGAUAUAUGCUUUUGGGGGUCUAAAUAAUGAAGUCAUUUACUCCUGCAUGAAUGUUCUGAAUACUGAAACUUUGGAUUGGAUUAAUGCCAGCAUUUAUGGGGAAUUACCAUCUGCUCGACAUUCACAUUCUAUGGCUGCAUAUGGCACUCAUUUGCUUAUGUUUGGAGGCCAUGAUGGGCAGAAAGCACUAGGCGAUCUUUAUAGUUUUGAUACCAAAACAUCUAUAUGGAAAAGGGUGAAGACUACUGGAAGAGCUCCUUCUCCUACGUUUUCCCAUUCUAUGUUUGUAUAUAAAGAUUUUGUUGGCAUCAUUGGUGGUUGCCCACUCACGCAACAUAAUGAAGAGCUUUCUUUGCUAAAUCUGAUCAAUAAAAUGUGGAUUAAUGUGUCCAUAAACAGUUUUGACAGGGUUAUUUGGAUCCGUAGUUCAACCAGUGUUAUAGAUGAUGAACUUAUUAUUGUUGGGGGUGGAGCUUCUUGUUAUGCAUUUGGCACAAAGUUUAGUUAUCCAAUGAAGAUGAGUUUGAACCUGGCAUCCAUAGAGGAUACUUAUUCUUGCGGGGUAAAUGAGGAAUCAGUUACCUGUUCUGCAAUGGAAGGACAACAUAUCUCACAACUUAAUGGAAGCAAAUUGCAGGAUCGGUCGACUGCUUUGUGGCCUUAUUUAGAGGCUGACUUAUCUAAUAAUGAACAUGGAAUUUACUCAGAUCCUAAGAACCUUGCUCUACAAGUCAAGAAAAAACAUGCUAAGCUUGUGAAGGAUGUAUUGAAGAAGUUUGGAUGGAUGGAUCUCACUAAGAAGGUUUAUCACAGUUUUGAUGGCCUUCAUAUUUGUUUACCAAUCUCUCGAGAGUUUUACAACUUGUAUCAAAAAGAAUCUCUCAACUCUAAGGAGAAAGCCAUUGAUUUAUGCAUAGAGAAUGUUCUUCUCAAAAAUUUUUCAGUAAAUGGGGUUUCCAUUUCAAUGGCUUUGGACAUUUUCUCAUCAUGUAAAGCUUCCAUAAUUAUUGAUGAUACUUCGUAUGAUAAAAGGAUACCAAGUACUCCUCAAAAAGUUAUGAGAGAAAUGGUCUCUUCUCUGUUGACAGAAAAAGGUUUGCCAUUGAGAAUGUUAGAAGAGCUGCCUGUUAGGUGGGAGCGGCUUGGUGAUAUUACUGUGCUUCCAGUUUCAUCUUUUAGCGACCCAAGAUGGGAUUCAAUUGCAGAGGAGCUUUGGCCAAUAGUGGCAAAAUCACUCAGGGCUUUGCGCCUUGCACGCCAGGGGCGUAUCUUACCUACUGAAACACGAGACAGCACUUUGGAAAUCCUUGUGGGUGACAGUGGGUGGGUUACUCAUCAAGAAAACGGAAUCCUUUAUUCCUUUGAUGCCACGAAGUGCAUGUUUUCCUCGGGCAACCUUUCUGAGAAGCUUCGCAUGGCCUGCCAGGAUUGUAGUAAUGAGGUUAUUGUGGAUUUAUUUGCUGGGAUUGGAUAUUUUGUGCUACCAUUUCUUGUCAAGGCGAGAGCUAAACUUGUAUAUGCAUGUGAGUGGAAUCUGCAUGCUAUUAAGGCUCUUCGGCACAACAUUCAUGCAAAUUCUGUGGCAGAUAGGUGCAUUAUACUUGAGGGAGAUAAUCGUGUGACAGCACCUGAAGGUGUUGCUGACCGAGUAUGCCUUGGCCUUCUUCCUUCAAGUGAGUGUAGCUGGAGGACUGCUGUGAAGGCGCUAAGAGCUCAAGGUGGUUUACUGCACAUCCAUGGCAAUGUCAAGGACUCUGAGGAGAAAUCUUGGAUGGAUUACGUUGUUGAAUCAAUAGGUCGCAUUGCAGUAUCUGAAGGAUUGCUUUGGGAUGUUUCAGUUCAACAUGUGGAGCGAGUGAAAUCUUAUGGGCCUCAUAUUCGUCAUAUUGUAGCUGAUAUAAGAUGUAAAAAUUUGUGAUUUUUACUCUUUUGUAAGAAAGGCUUUUAAUUUAGGUAAUUGGGGCAACUCAUUUUUGCAAUUAUUUAUUUUUCGCUU
Phalaenopsis equestris is the source of this 3370-nucleotide messenger RNA. Its product is annotated as tRNA wybutosine-synthesizing protein 2/3/4. The transcript has 11 exons. The coding region runs from base 86 to 3292 and encodes 1068 amino acids. Gene Ontology annotation, molecular function: tRNA methyltransferase activity; protein binding. Lineage: Eukaryota; Viridiplantae; Streptophyta; Magnoliopsida; Asparagales; Orchidaceae. Gene Ontology annotation, cellular component: cytoplasm. Gene Ontology annotation, biological process: tRNA methylation. The record is from RefSeq and is a predicted model, not a curated record.